Messenger RNA from Aspergillus chevalieri, 1344 nucleotides. RefSeq names its product beta-tubulin (gene TUB2). The record is from RefSeq and is a predicted model, not a curated record. Gene Ontology annotation, molecular function: structural constituent of cytoskeleton; GTPase activity; GTP binding. Gene Ontology annotation, biological process: mitotic cell cycle; microtubule cytoskeleton organization. NCBI's taxonomy places the organism in Eukaryota, Fungi, Ascomycota, Eurotiomycetes, Eurotiales, Aspergillaceae. Bases 1 to 1344 code for a protein of 447 amino acids. The transcript has 7 exons. Gene Ontology annotation, cellular component: microtubule; cytoplasm.
AUGCGUGAGAUUGUUCACCUCCAAACCGGCCAGUGUGGCAACCAAAUAGGUGCUGCUUUCUGGCAGACUAUCUCCGGCGAGCACGGUCUCGACGGCUCUGGUGUCUACAAUGGCUCCUCCGACCUCCAGUUGGAGCGUAUGAACGUCUACUUCAACGAGGCCUCCAACAACAAAUAUGUCCCCCGUGCCGUCCUCGUCGACCUUGAGCCCGGUACCAUGGACGCCGUCCGUGCCGGUCCCUUCGGCCAGCUCUUCCGUCCCGAUAACUUCGUUUUCGGUCAGUCCGGUGCCGGUAACAACUGGGCCAAGGGUCACUACACUGAGGGUGCUGAGCUCGUUGACAAUGUUGUCGACGUUGUCCGUCGUGAGGCUGAGGCCUGUGACUGCCUCCAGGGUUUCCAGAUCACUCACUCCCUCGGUGGUGGUACCGGUGCCGGUAUGGGUACCCUCCUGAUCUCCAAGAUCCGUGAGGAGUUCCCCGACCGUAUGAUGGCCACCUUCUCCGUCGUUCCUUCCCCCAAGGUCUCCGACACCGUUGUCGAGCCUUACAACGCUACCCUCUCCGUCCACCAGCUUGUUGAGCACUCGGACGAGACCUUCUGUAUUGACAACGAGGCUCUGUACGACAUUUGCAUGCGUACCCUCAAGCUCUCCAACCCCUCGUACGGUGACCUGAACCACCUGGUCUCCGCCGUCAUGUCCGGCGUCACCACCUGUCUCCGUUUCCCUGGUCAGCUCAACUCGGACCUCCGCAAGUUGGCCGUCAACAUGGUUCCCUUCCCUCGUCUCCACUUCUUCAUGGUUGGCUUCGCUCCCCUCACCAGCCGCAGCAGCCACGGCUUCCGCGCCGUCACCGUCCCCGAGUUGACCCAGCAGAUGUUCGACCCCAAGAACAUGAUGGCCGCCUCGGACUUCCGCAACGGCCGCUACCUUACCUGUUCGGCCAUCUUCCGCGGUAAGGUCUCCAUGAAGGAGGUCGAGGACCAGAUGCGCAACGUCCAGAACAAGAACCAGACCUACUUCGUCGAGUGGAUUCCCAACAAUGUCCAGACCGCUCUUUGCUCGAUUCCUCCCCGCAACCUCAAGAUGUCGUCCACCUUUGUCGGUAACUCGACCUCGAUCCAGGAGCUCUUCAAGCGUGUCGGUGACCAGUUCACUGCCAUGUUCCGCCGCAAGGCUUUCUUGCAUUGGUACACUGGUGAGGGUAUGGAUGAGAUGGAGUUCACUGAGGCUGAGAGCAACAUGAACGACCUUGUCUCUGAGUACCAGCAGUACCAGGACGCCUCCAUCUCCGAGGGUGAGGAGGAUUACGCUGAGGAGGAGCCUCUCGAGGGUGAGGAGUAA